Messenger RNA from Centruroides sculpturatus (bark scorpion), 922 nucleotides. Its product is annotated as zinc finger protein 623-like. The transcript has 2 exons. The record is from RefSeq and is a predicted model, not a curated record. Lineage: Eukaryota; Metazoa; Arthropoda; Arachnida; Scorpiones; Buthidae. Bases 177 to 758 code for a protein of 193 amino acids.
AUUAACUCUUUUAUAAAACCGAAAUAUAAAUAAAACUGUAUUUUAUUUACGAAAAAUUAAGAUUUUACUCAUUUUAUGCUUAUUUAAACAGUAGAUGAGGUAACACUUGUGCAGAAGGAACUUUCAGCUAGGUACGUUGUAAAUUAAGAAAGAGUCAGAUCCUUAAAGAAAAAAACAUGGUAUAUAGAUGCAUUAUGUGUGAUUUGAUUUUUCAUCAUAGACCUUUAUACAUUUCUCUUCAGUUAAAUUAUUCAACAGAAAAACAUCAAUGCCAAGUCUGCCGACAGGGAUUUAUCACUGAAAAAGCUUUACUACAACACAUGAAUGACAUCCACCCAGAUGCGGUUUCUUACGUUUGUGAACAAUGCUUUAAGGGUUUGGAAACUAGAAGAAACUUGCUUCAUCUGAAAAUGCAUUCAACGAAAUUGUAUAAAUGUACAAUUUGUCCUGCAGAUUUUACAACUGAAGAAAAACUAUUGCAGCACAUUAGGAUUCACGAAUAUUUAGCAUCCUCCAAUCAAUUCUUGCAGGAACUAUCGAUGCAAGCUGCUCCUUCGACUCGGAACGUGCAGGAACCAUGGAUAAAAGAGGAACCUUUAACUCGAAACGUGCAGGAACCAUGGAUGGAAGCGGGCCCUUCAACUCGAAACGUGCAGGAAUUAUGGAUGGAAGCGGGUCCUUCAACUGGAAACGUGCAACGACAAUCGAUAAAAGAGGAACGUUCAACUCGAAACGUGCAAGAACCAUCGAUAAAAUAGGAACUUUUAACUCCAAACGUACAGGAACCAUCGAUAAAAAAGGAACUUUCAACAAGAAACCUGCAGGAACCAUCGAUGCAAGCAGGACGUCCAUCAAGCAUUUGUUGUUGUAUAUCCUUCAUUGUUGCGCCGAUAUGUAAAUCGCUCCGAAUAGAAGAAAAAAG